AUGCGUGCCCCUAGACUCACCACCAUGGUGCUUGCGCUCGCCGGCGGGUUGGGCGACCUGCCUGCGGUGUAUGCUGCUGUGGUGAUCGGAAGAAGCUUCAGUAGCGACGGCAGCUACAGAGGCAUGUCCAUUGUCUCGGACGACAGCUACUGGAUCAGGUCUUCGAGGGGCAAAUCGACGACGGUCGAAGUCAAGUCAUCGACCUCGGGGAUCGCGGGGAAACUUGCCGUCGGCGGCGUGGUGGUGAGUGGCAUUGCCGGACUUGCAUACGGCUUCCUCGACCGGCUGGCCGCCACUCUCGUGGAGGGGCUCUACGUGUACGAGAGAGACUCGGGAGCGACGGCGUGCGUGCAGGUAUCGGUGAGCAACAGCUUCCACACGGCCCGCGUCGCCGUGUCGGACGACGUCAGACGUUGCGUCGUCGACCAGAUGACGGUGGCAAUUACGAACCACGGCUAUCUGGGCGGCGAUGACUUUGUGAAUUGCCCCUACACGUGCGAUGGGAACGCGGCCGGGUAUUACAGGAUGAAGGUUUCGUCCUUGCCCCAAGGCGACUAUCACAAGCUGUUCUUCAACAUGGCUCUCACGUCGCUGCUCACAUACGUCAACCAGACGGGUGUGUUGCCGACAUCGUCCAGGAACGUCAAGAGACUGGACAUAAUCAACCCGCCAGGCAGGGCAGAGUGCGCCUUCGAACCGAGCUAUAAGCUUGAUACGAUUGGCGAGCUGGAUUUCGCCGUGACGGGUCCCGUGAGCGUGGAAUGCGGCUUGUUCAAGGAUGUCGACUACACUUGA
Molecule: messenger RNA, 795 nt
Organism: Drechmeria coniospora
Lineage: Eukaryota; Fungi; Ascomycota; Sordariomycetes; Hypocreales; Ophiocordycipitaceae
Exons: 1
Coding region: 1-795 (264 amino acids)
Source: RefSeq, a predicted model, not a curated record